Bicyclus anynana (squinting bush brown) is the source of this 4085-nucleotide messenger RNA. Its product is annotated as alpha-tubulin N-acetyltransferase. NCBI's taxonomy places the organism in Eukaryota, Metazoa, Arthropoda, Insecta, Lepidoptera, Nymphalidae. Gene Ontology annotation, molecular function: tubulin N-acetyltransferase activity. The coding region runs from base 133 to 1185 and encodes 350 amino acids. The record is from RefSeq and is a predicted model, not a curated record. The transcript is spliced from 8 exons. Gene Ontology annotation, biological process: alpha-tubulin acetylation. Gene Ontology annotation, cellular component: microtubule.
ACGAAAAGCACAAAAGUUAAACUUUCAUUUGUCGUCUGUGCACAAAACCGAAAAAUUAAAUUCUCGUUAUUUCUCGUCUCAAAGAGUUAUCUGAAUAUAUUUAAAAAAAGAAAGGAGAACAGAAUCGUGAAAAUGGACUACAAUAUGAUGCCAGUAAAUUACAUUUUAAACGAUCAAAUUACAAAGUUAAACUAUACUCUGAUUCCACCUGGAUUUCAAGGAGACGUCCGAACUAUGAGAAUGAUGCAAGAAAACCUUUCGAAGUUGAUUGAUCGGUUGGGGGAACAGUCAGCUGCAGCUCAAGCCCUAAACAGAGUAAUUACCACAGCAGAAAAGCUACGGAAUUCACCAGACCACCUCUUAUAUCUGUUAAAAGACAGUCAGGCUAAAGGGGGCAAUGGUGAAUUGAUUGGCCUGCUGAAAGUAGGUCGGAAACAUCUCUUCUUAUUCGACGAUCAAGACAAAGUGCGCGAAGUUGAACCUCUGUGCAUCCUCGACUUUUUCGUUUUGCCAGACCGGCAGAGACACGGCUACGGAAAAGUUUUGUUCGACCACAUGCUUAAUGGCCUGAAUACAUCAGCCAACAAGCUGGCAAUUGAUGGUCCUUCAGCCAAAAUGGAGCAAUUCAUAAGGAAAAAUUAUGGCGUUGAGCGCCUGAUUCGCCAAAGCAACAACUUUGCUGUUCCGCCGGAUUUCUUCUCCAUAGUUUCGGAAAGCAAGUCAGGGCGUUGCACUCCAGUGAUGACGGGCGCAGUCGGCCGGUUUUCAGCUCCGAAACCGCAGUCCAUCAUAGGCAAUGUUAUCCAUGGUGACGAGUACCAGGAGGCUAACAAUGCCUUUCUCCGUUGGUAUGAUAAUAAGCAGGUAACUUCACGAGCACCAAGCCCCUCUGUAGAAGUUGAACCAACAGCAUACACUGCAGAACACUUAGACACUGAAACAAACAGUGUAAGAUCACCGUCACCGAUGAAAAUGAACAAUGAGGAUGCUGCCAAGGCGGACCAAGAAAAACUACCUAACAUUCAAAAAAGUCCUGAAAGACCUUCGACUCUCAAAGUGGAGCCAGUUUCCGGGAAUCCUGCCCCGGCUCUGUCGCCCGCAGGUUCCACUACGUCCCGCCGCGCGUCGCAACUAACAGAUCGCGGCUACUUCGAUGUGAAGUUCUACCACAACAAGCUGUGGUAAAUGUCCACCUGUGUAAGUGGCGAUUAGCGCACAUGUUGUGGCCUCGUCGCCUAGGUUGCCAUCAAUAUGCGAUGUUGUGUAAAUUUCAACCACAGGAUCGCCUAAUAUUUAUAUUUCAUCACGACUUUUACUAGUCACGCUAUUUUAUGAAAGAGUUGAUCCUGUUUUUGACUUUCACACAUUCUGUGCAUAAUAAAAAGACAACCUCCAUCAACUAGACGAGUGAGUGUCGUGCCAAUAUGCAUUUCAAUACUACAGGCAAACCGUAACAGUGAGUCCUCAGUCGCGCGAUACAGGACUGCGAGAUGUUACGACAGAGGCGAGCGACGAACAUGAGUGACGCGACUGAAUGAAUGAAGAAUACGCCUGCCACCCUAUCUAUAACUAUAACUUGAUCUGUCUCCCGUCUAUCGUCAUUCUACGCGCUCCUGUAUGGCGCGGGCGACGAUUACAGAUGUUUGCCUUUACAUAAAAAUUCCAUUUUUAAACGGUAGUAUCGCGGCGAUUUCCAUUCGUUCGACAGCGACAGCAGGAAAGUAGCUCCAAAGUCCAUGAAUUUAUUGAAACUCGUGCAGUUCAUGUUUGCGCCGCGUCUUAUAUACUUCCAUAGCCCUAGUCCCAGGCCUAAACUCUCUCGUCGAGGUGUCGCCAAACGCAUAAUCUAUAAAUUAUAUAAGUCCAAAACCUCUAGAUAUUUAAUUAUUGUCUUUGAAUGUAAUGUCCAAACCAUAUAUGCCGCUUAGUAUUGUAAGACAAUUUUAAUAACGAUUUACAUAGCCCUAGUAUCUUGAUUCUCCACAAGUCAAGUAGUGUAACACUAUGGCGUGUUCCGUCAAAUGCAUUGAUCGACAGUUAGAUAAUAAUGAUGGUAAAAGCCCUUGAUGGCCACAUAUUCGUCGUUUUAUACCAGCUGCAAAAUUUUCCAGCUUGUUUUCCUACAGUAGGUACUGUAAGCAACAACGGAGUUUAGACUAUUGUGGCUUUGGAGCAUUAACAGGUUUCAUGGGUCUAGACAAUUAAUUCCCUGAGCACAAAACAUGUUUUUAAUAUUAUCUAGGUACUGGAUAUUAUAACAAAACAUUAUCCCCAGUCGCCAUGCUCUUAACUGUGGCAAUCCUUCGUUUUCUGAACAAAGUAUUGAAGCUAAGUAAUUGGCGAUUGAGGAUUGAGAUUUCAUAAAUUAUAAAAUAAUGAAAAAAUACGCUUUGUACGAGCUACCACCCCAAAGCCGCUAUGGUCCAAACUUUAUAGUAAAGGCUAACUAAUUCAACAAUUAUCUGAAAAUGAGCAGCAGUCUGACUGUCAGAGGUUCUUAUUCUAUAAUAUAAUCAGAGGAAUGGGCUUCUCUUUUUUUAAUUUAUAUUUAUAAUUUCGGUGUUCCAUCGUUAUUCGUAACUUAGGAUCUCAUACAAAAGUCUUGAUUGAUUUGUUUGUCCAAAAUGCCUACAAAUAAUGUGCGUUGAAGGCUGAAUUCUAAAAUUUUAAGUCUUUUAAAAGCUAAAUGUUAGAAAUACGAAACAAUAGGUGUAUGUGUUUUGAUAUAGGCACGAAUACGAUUUUGUCUUGAUGUUAGUCAAAAAUGACAUAAUUAAAACAUUCCUAGAAUUACUUGUGCACUAAAUUAGAUGCUUUUAUCAUUCAUAGAAAUGAAUGUUUGUGUGCGCCAGACUUUGUCGCUAGUUAAAUAUUGCGUAUGUGAUAAACGAACCAAACUAACCGGAACAAUAACCGGUGAACAACAAUUUUUGUUUUAUAAUUUUAUUUUUAUAAGUAUCUAAUUUCACGCGUACCUAUUAUAUUAUUAUUGUUGUUUUAUGAAUUGAUUAAUUUAUUGUUAAUUUAUAAUAAUUGUUGUGAUUCUUAUCUUAAGAAGUCUACCUGGUUUUGGAUGUAAUAGUAAGUUGAGAGUACAAACGCCAUUCACAUCAGUGACGCUAGCAUGCUACUAACGAAAAGAGGAAUAGACAAAAUUCAACCAAUGGCGGCACAACCCGAUCUCUUUUUAUUGCGUUGGUACGAAAAAGAUGGGACUAGGUCCGACGCCAUUGGACAAUUUUUUUUCUUUUUAUCUUCACUGGUCGCAUGUUAGCACCACAAGCGAUGUUCCUGCGCUCGCCCAAACAAACCUCCAGUAACGCCGCUAUGAUCCCAGUUUUAAGGAAUCUACGUCACUUACACGAACAAAAUAAAAAACUGGUCAAGUCGUGACCAGUACCAUGGUUCUGUAGAUUCAAUUAGCACUUUGAUCCCUUUACAAUUGUCAAAACUACUAGUAUCAUGACCCCACACACCUCAAUAUUGUACAAACAAAUGGUCUCCAGACCCACCAAAUUUUUUAAAGAUACCUCAUUUACAUGUUGGGAGGUAGGUACCAUGAAAAAUAUUUUUCAAGACGUUAAAUGUACGUAUAUAUUUAUGCUAAAUUACAUAUUUCUAGUAAUAAUAAGACAGACGGACAUGGCGAAACUAUAAGGUUUCCUGGUUGACUACUAAAAAGUCUUUGUUUGUGUAAAUGAAAGGAAAGUCAGCACAGCAGAAACAUUAUUUUGAAUAAGAGGACAUGUGAGGCAUUGUUAAUAUAAACCCGUCCACCAACAAACCGUUGCUUAGCAACCGUUCACAGACAUAAUAUGAUAACUUUUGAAAAUCCGUUUCUUCUUUCCUGACGAUCCCUAAGUUUCACACGCAAAUGCGCCUGUACAUCUUACUAUUACAACUAAUGCCAAACAAUCUUUUGGAAUUCUUAAGAAUUCUCAAGAAGAAGCUCAGCUGUAUCUUGUAAACAAACUUAUAAAAUUGUACUAAGUUUCAAAAUUGUGAAUUUAAGAAAGUUUUUGACAUUUUAAUUUUGAGAAAAUUUGUUUUAUUCUCUAGUAAAAUAAAUUUCUAAUCCAUUAAAA